CAGCAUUCUACCCCAUCUCCCGCCCUCCUCCAGUCUAUGCCAGCAUUCUACCCCAUCUCCCGCCCUCCUCCAGUCUAUGCCAGCGCUUGGUUCACUGCUGCCAUGUGAGGUCCCGCGCCGCACUUCCCCAAGUCCCGUCCCCGGCGUCUCCCUCACUCCUUGCCCCAUCUUGUGCACCGCCCUUGCUCGCUCCCGAUUUAGUAGUGAGCCGAGAGGGGAGGGUUUAUAAGGCCCGGGCUGAGGGCUGGGGGAGGUGGCAGGAUCGCAUCUUGAGUCCGGAGUCAGCUGAGCAGUGCGCAGCUCUAGAGCACAGCCGUCUGCGGCGCCGAGUCCUGGGAUUGCAGGGUGAGCGGCACCCUUGGACCAUUGGCCGCUGGCACUAGCCGGAGUUGUGCACAAGAAGUGUAAAGUGCUGGAAGUGCUUGCGGUGAGGACCCCCACAGAAGCCCGGACACCAGCCCCGCUGCAGGUACUGUAGUAUGACUGCGCUGGAGUUUGGGGGGCGCUGCCGGAGGCCGGUGAUGGACGCGCUGCCCUCCUUCACAUUGGCGCGGUUACUGCUCGUGCUGUCUUUGGUGACACUUAUCAUGUCGGAGGCAAAGCGGCUCCAGUUAGCUGCCCUCCUGCUUUUUAGGAAAAGCCCGAUCAGCAGCUGGUAACGGCGGCUCUCCACGUGUGCGGUCCCGGCUGCCACCCUGUGGGCACCGUGUGAUGUGUACCCGGGGAGGUGGGAUCUGCGGGCGGUGUCACUGGAGUUUGGGGGUGGAGGGGAAGAAGUUCACUUGUUUACACUCCUGUGGCUGCUCGGCGGCCCCUCUCCCCUCACGGCUCCCCUCCCUCCUGAGUCACCAGCCGGGGGGAAACUGUCAGCACGUCUGGAGGAGAAGGGGAGGCUCCUCGUGGCCAAUGGCUUAUUCUGAGGGAAUUCAAUGGCUGUCCCGGCUGCCAAGUCUCCUCAGGAGGGAGGAGUGAGAGGAGGGCACAGGAGCCGCUGCCAUCACAUACACAAGAGCACGUGAAAGGCGAGGCUCAAAACAAACGUGUGCUGUGCCCCCGGAUGGAAUGGGGAACAGGGCAGUAAGGCCACAAGUCGAGGUGCCCAGGGAAGUACCCUUCAGCAGGAUGUGAAAACAUGGUGUCUGCACAGGUAUUAAGACUGAUAUUAAUACACAGAUGGCUUUAUCUGGAUGUCCAGAUGCUUUUUUACAUCCCUACUACCAGGACAAUGUGGAACAGACCGCUGCAUGCCCACAGAGAGGCUUGGUGGACACUUCCUUUACAUCUAAACAUAUAUCAUUAAAUCCAGAUGAUGAUGUUGACCUAGAGGCUCUGGUUAAUGAUAUGAAUUCUUCGCUGGACAGUUUAUAUUCAACAUGCAGCAGAGUGAGUGAAACUGUGCCCCUUCUAAAAAAUGGUCAGCUUAACCGAAGCCCGCUUUCAAACUCAGGAACCAAUACCCUUCCGUCCAUGCCACAGAGACAGAAAAUGCAGCGAUCCCAACCUAUGCAAAUUCAAGCAGUAAGGCGCCUUCAAGAGGAACAACUGCGCACAUCCUCUUUACCAGCAAUUCCAAAUCCUUUUCCAGAGCUUUGUACACCUGCAAGCUCCCCAGUACUUGCACCAGGAUCUUUACCUCAGAAUCAACCUGCCAGCAAAAGGAGUGAGGAGUUGAUCUCGGGGGUACUGUCGUGGAGACUCCCAGAAAAGGAAUUAUCGGUUGUAAAAGUCUUUAGUGAAGAUGGGACAUGCAAAAUGGUGGAGAUUCUUGCAGACAUGACAUCCAGGGACUUCUGCCAAUUGCUGAUUUACAAAAGUCAUUGUGUGGAUGAUAACAGCUGGACACUGGUGGAGCACCACCCUCAUCUAGGAUUAGAGAGAUGUCUUGAAGACCAUGAAGUGGUAUGGCACAUUCAGUCCAUGAUGACAAGUGAAAGCAAGUUUCUGUUUAGAAAGAAUUAUGCAAAAUAUGAAUUUUUCAAAAAUCCUGUGAAUUUCUUUCCAGAACAGAUGGUUGCAUGGUGUCAACAAUUAGAUGGUAGCAUCCCCAAAUCUGAAUUACUGCAGAAUUUUUUGAAUGCCAACAGCUGCCCGGAAAUUCAAGGUUCUUUGCACGUUAAAGAGGUUGGAAAAAAGUCAUGGAAGAAAGUAUUUGUGUGUUUGAGGCGUUCUGGUCUGUAUUGCUCCACAAAAGGAACAUCAAAGGAGCCAAGACACUUACAAGGAAUAUCUGAUUUAGAGGAUAGCAAUAUUUAUUCAUUGAUAUCUUGUAAGAAGCUGUAUAAUUCACCAACAGACUUUGGAUUUUGUGUCAAGCCCAACAGAGUCCUAACAGAUGUUAAAGAGAUGAGAUUUCUGUGUGCAGAAGAUGAACAAACUCGGACAUGUUGGAUGACUGCUUUCAGACUCUUGAAGUAUGGCAUGCUGCUUUAUCAGAACUACAGAAUCCCUCAACAGAAAACCUUGCACACAAACUUCUCUGCACCAAGAAGUGUGUCAGAAAAUUGCUUAGUUGCAAUGGAUUUCUCUGGGCAGACAGGAAGAGUCAUUGAGAAUCCUUUGGAAGCGCAAAGUGCUGCAGUGGAAGAAGGUCAUGCUUGGAGGAAAAGAAGUUCACGUUUGAAUGUUUUGGGAAACCAAAGUCCACUUCAUCCUUCCACACUCAGCACAGUAGUUCAUAGAACACAACCUUGGUUCCAUGGUAGAAUACCUAGAGAAGAAUCACAUACAAUCAUUAAACAACAAGGGCUUGUGGACGGCAACGCCCUGACAGCACCUGGACCAGUGGGAGAUCGUGAUUUUGUUCUUGGGAGUAGACUUUUUCUCCUUCGAGACAGUCAGAGUAAUCCAAAGGCAUUUGUACUUACGCUGUGUCAUCACCAGAAGAUUAAGCAUUUCCAGAUAUUACCUUGUGAAGAGGAUGGGCAGAUGUUCUUUAGCCUAGAUGAUGGCAAUACCAAAUUCACAGAUUUAAUUCAACUUGUUGAGUUUUAUCAGCUAAACAAAGGAGUACUGCCAUGCAAACUCAAAUACCACUGCAUCAGAGUGGCCUUAUGACCUCCAAAAAGACUGUUUGAAUAAAGUGGAACAUUAACUAUGGGGUGGGCCUUGGUCCUAAUCGGGGGGGGGGGGGGGGGUGGCUUGUGUUUUAACAUGCACCUUGUGACUCUGGAUCAAUCAGCUGGUGCCAUCUUAUCCCAAUUAGCUGGUUUCUUUUCAAUACUGAUUUUUUUUCUUUCUGCAUCUCUAAAUGGAAUAGGAUAAAAUGUCUUGGAAAUAAUAUGGGAAACAUCUUCAGUUUUUGUAGUUAGGGCUGCUCACCAGAUACAAGCCUCGAACAACAAUCUUUGUAUUGGUUGGGUUGGUGCGGGAGAUAGUUUAACAAGUGGGAGGGAAAAAAAAUGGACUUUUGAUCUGGAGUAAUCUUGACAAUUAAGACUGAUCUGUUUACUUAUUUUAUUUUUUAUUGAAAUACAUUUUUGCACUCAUCCAUUUUAAUAUGGAUUACAGCCUUUUGGAAAGAGCUGGUUUGGCAUUUUAUGUUAAGCAGCAGUUGCUGUGCUAGAACAUGAAAUGCUACAACCUUAAAUGGAUUUACUGGGAAUAAAAUACCGUCAACUAUACUUAAAGGCUUGUCUCCUGCCACCUGCAUGCAUAUUUUGGAGAACUCAUCUGGAGAUUGGAGGAACUUAUUUCCAUUUUCUCACUCACCAAUAAGCAAAAAUGGCUGUUAUCUGUCCUAAUAAGCUUGAGUCUGUAAGUGAUAACUAUGCAUAAAUGUUUGAACUACAGUUUCUUUCCACUUUAAAUCAAGCCUAUCUUGUUUUAUCAGGAAAUUGCUGUUAUGAUGCAGUACAGGCAUAAUGGCCUCAAUCAUUGAAAUUGUUUUUUGGCCAUAUUGACAUAGAACAGGAUAAGUAUUGUGAAAAUGAUUGUCUACCUAGGUUAACAAAGUUUCUUUGACUUUAUUUGCAUCCAUUUAUAUUUGUAUUUAUAGUUUUUCAGACACCUCUGAGGCUCCCAUUGCCAAAGAGGAAAAUACAGUUACUCAAACGACGCUCUCGUUGAUAUAGAAAUUUAAUAUAAUAAGACAGGAUAAUCUAGGGUUCAAGGUAACUAGAUCUCAUGUUAAUUUCUGUUGACAGAAGAGCUACAGAAGAAUUCAAUGCAAGACUACAGUAUUUCCUUGAGAAACACUUUUGACAAUAAAAAGCUUUAGUAAAACAUAUCAGCUAUACCAUGCAACUACAGUAUAGAAACACUGUAUUUUAGAUUAUGGAACACAUUGUCAUUACUUUAUUCCAUGUAUUUGCCUCAUAUAAAAUGAAGAAACUUGAUUUUAUGUUGUUUUUUUUCUUAUGUACAGUUUUUUGUAAGUUGGUCAGAAUGCCAUGUCAAACACUGGCAAAGUUUUAUUUUAUUUUUUAUAAAUUGUGGCUAAGGCAUAGAACUAUAUGCACAUCACUGAAAAGGAGGCCUACACAUAUGUGCUAUUUUGUUUUUAUUUAGGUUGGCAUGAGUCAAAUGAGUUGUCCUUGUUUUGUUGUGCCUGCAUGUUUUGUUGUAGUGUUUUUUUUUUUUUUUUUCCUGCUUCCAGAAUUAAAGGGGUAUUCCAGGGAAAAAAAAAUUUAAGAUCAACUGGCUCCAGAAAGUUAAACAGAUUUGUAAAUUACUUCUAUUGAAAAAUCUUAAUCCUUUCAAUAAUUAUCAGCUGCUGAAGUUGAGUUGUUGUUUUCUGUCUGGCAACAGUGCUCUCUGCUGACAUCUCUGCUUGUCUCGGGAACUGCACAGAGUAGAAGAGGUUUGCUAUGGGGAUUUGCUUUUAAACUGGGCGGUACCCGAGACACGUGUCAUCAGAGAGCACUUAGACAGAAAAUAACAGCUCAACUUCAGCAGCUCAUAAGUACUGAAAGAUUAAGAUGUUUAACUAGAAGUACUUUACAAAUCUGUUUAACUUUCUGGAGCCAGUUGAUUUAUUAAAAAAAAGUUUUUUCCUGGAUAACCCCUUUAAAGGUCUGUUCUCAUCUGUGUUCUGGAUAAAUUUUCCUUUUUCUGUCAUAAGAGCACAAAAACUGAAUUCAAAGUAGUUACAGAUCCAUCACACGAUAAAGACAAAGUGUAUCAGUCAGACCUCAGUGAGCUAUACUGGGUUUUGGUCAGGUUCAGCCACUGUGUCUUAUUGUUUUACUGUAAAAAACAAAAUAUUGCAAUGCAUUCUGCACUGUGUUUUUUUUUUUGUUUGUUUGUUUUAUAUUCAUCAAAUGUAACCAGAAACUAAAAUGGAGUUUCCAGCACAGAUGGGACCAGUGUUUAAAGAGAACCGUAGUUAACAUCCCAAAAAUUUAGAUUUUUAUGGUCAUUAAUUAGGGUAAGGUGCCCAAAAUACGUUCCUUUUUAAUUUCUUGGCAUUCCCUCCUGUUUCCAAGAUAAGUUGGCUUGUAGUUUCUGACAACCAGUUAAUCAGCAGAUGGAUGUGAACAUAAUUUUAUUCAUGGGAGUAAAUAUCGACUGAUGGAUGGGAUCAUACAGUCAGAUGUAGGGGUUAAUGUUUUUUUACAUUGAGGAGCAUGUAUUAGGGAUAAAUACCCCCUGACAGUAUAAUGCCACUCAUCACCUGAUAUUCACUCCAAUUAUUAAAAUUAAAUUGGCACCCAUCUGACUAAAUUGUCAAACUAUAAAUCCACAUAUCAAACUGUAGAGCAUUUCAAGAAACUGUAAAAAGUUGUGUGAUCAUUCACUGACUGUCCAAUCUAACUUUGUGUGUCGGGCGGGGGGGGGGGGGGGGGCGUU
Hyla sarda is the source of this 5787-nucleotide messenger RNA. RefSeq names its product growth factor receptor bound protein 10 (gene GRB10). The transcript is spliced from 19 exons. The record is from RefSeq and is a predicted model, not a curated record. Gene Ontology annotation, biological process: negative regulation of Wnt signaling pathway; negative regulation of insulin receptor signaling pathway; insulin receptor signaling pathway. NCBI's taxonomy places the organism in Eukaryota, Metazoa, Chordata, Amphibia, Anura, Hylidae. Bases 1174 to 3054 code for a protein of 626 amino acids. Gene Ontology annotation, molecular function: insulin receptor binding.